Ochlerotatus camptorhynchus is the source of this 14025-nucleotide messenger RNA. It is a transcript of the gene para, whose product is annotated as paralytic. Gene Ontology annotation, biological process: sodium ion transmembrane transport; membrane depolarization during action potential; neuronal action potential. Gene Ontology annotation, molecular function: calcium ion binding; voltage-gated sodium channel activity. The transcript has 38 exons. The record is from RefSeq and is a predicted model, not a curated record. Gene Ontology annotation, cellular component: plasma membrane; voltage-gated sodium channel complex. Bases 1913 to 8344 code for a protein of 2143 amino acids. NCBI's taxonomy places the organism in Eukaryota, Metazoa, Arthropoda, Insecta, Diptera, Culicidae.
UUCAGCCGAGUCUCCUCUGGUCGCUAUUGUGCCGUGGUCGCAACUGACGACGUCCCGCUUGCCAUUGUGUGUUGACUCUUACUGAGAUUGAUUGGUGGUGGACUUUUUUUUGGAUCGAGUGGACUUUGCGAUUCGGUGAAGCAGGAGCAAUGGUGUCGCCGCGUUGCGGAUUGCAGUUCAAACGAGCCACGAACGAGAACGGGCCGGGCUAAAAACGUUCUUACGCCAUACAAGAAAUCUAUUUUUUGUGGUGAACAAGGAGACAGUCAGUGGAGAAAAAAAACAAGAGGAAGCGAAGAGGAAGAAGCCUAGAGUUGAACUGUUCCAAAAAUCCGUUUUUCUGACAAGGAAAAAAGGAGCUGAGUUAUUUUCCAACUUUUUUCCGGGAGGACAGAAAAUCUUGGUUCCGAUUUUCCACGGUGAAAAAAGUGUGUGUGUGCGCGAAUCGUGUAUUAAGAAGUAAAAGAAGAAAACGUGUGUGUGUCUGAAGAACAGGAACGAACCCUGAUCAAUCGUCGAGAAAAUUGACUCGGAUAUCCAGCUAGUAUUCCAUAUAGAAUAAAAAAAAAGCCUUUGUAGAUAUGCAAUGCUUGUUUAUGAUAAAGAAAAUAGCAUAUUUCGCAAUGUGUAUAGAAAUUUUCUAAAAGCAUAAGAAGAGUGUCAUAGCGGAGAAAAAUAAGGAGAAAUCACACAAGAGUCUACUGUUGGAAAAUCGAUUUCGGAAACACACACCAGUGUUCGUCGAGAAAAAGUGCGUCGCUUUCGGUUGGAAGACGAAGUAGAAGAAGGAGAAGCAGAUAAGGAAGAAGCAAACGAAGAGAAGGAAAAUUGGUCCAAUUUUUUCCGAGUGUGUUCGUUCUUUUUCCGGAAAGUGAUAAAUUUGCAAAAGAGCGAAAAGUUGAAAAGUUCUGGAUACACUGCGUGUGUGUUGACCCGCCCCUAUUAGAAAACCUUCAUCCGAUAGAGAGAAGAAAAAUAAAACAAGAACAGACUUCGAGUCCAGUUUUUCCUUCAUUUGUCAACGGAGUAUUCAUCAGGAGUCCAACAACGAUACUUUUCCUCCAUAGUGGAUAGGAGGAGAUAGAUGCGUCAUUUUCAACAUGGCGCCGUGUAUAUUACUGUGAUCUGUGGAACGAGAUUCAUGAGCCCCAUACCAUCGUUGACGUUGACCACACGAUGAGUGGAAUCCGUCGCGGGGCAGAAUCUCGUAGCAAGUCCUUUUUGCUAUAAUUGUUAAUCGUAAUUGUGUAGAGUUACGAGCGUGUCUUUUUGUGUCGAUUUUAUUUUUGUCAUUCACUAAAAUUGAAUCGUUUUUCAAAAUUUUCCGUUUAGUUGGUGAAGAAACUAGUUUGAUCAUGGUUCGCAAGAAAGCAGAUCGACUGAAAACCGAUUGAUUUUUGAUUAUCCGGAAACCAUUCGCAGUGUGCAGCGUAUUUAUGUAAAUAAUCUACUAAUAACACUACAUCAAGCAAUUGUAAAGUGAGUGUGCGUGUGUGUGCAGCGUGACAGAAGAAAGCAAGAGGGAGUGGAGUGAAGAAGAAUAUCCGUUUGAGGACAGCAGCAGAAGAUAAGAGAAAACCCCGUCCUGCACGAGUUCGCGAGUGCAACCGAACCGCCCCCCGUUCGAUGUUCGAUCAUUCCGGCUUGGAUAUCAAACACGGGCGGUCAUGAAAAAAUUUGCUUUAGAACGGAUUGUGUUGAGCUUCAGCUGCGACAGUGUUGCCGCCGCGACAGAAUUCGCUGCGUCUGUGAACUUUGUUUGCGUCACAGGACGGCCCACCGUCCAAACUAGUUCCUGGGGCCCGAGUCAAUACCUGGCCGCACCUAGUGCGUGCCCACAUCGUGCCCCCAUAACACAUCAUUGUUAGCAGGCCUUGGAAAUCUGAGGCUCUCAUUGUUGGCCAUAUAGACAAUGACCGAAGACUCCGAUUCGAUAUCUGAGGAAGAACGUAGUUUGUUCCGUCCUUUCACCCGUGAAUCAUUAGCAGCCAUUGAGAGACGCAUCGCAGAUGCAGAAGCAAAACAGCGCGAACUGGAAAAGAAGCGAGCCGAGGGGGAGACUGGUUUUGGUCGGAAGAAAAAGAAAAAAGAAAUACGAUACGACGAUGAAGACGAGGAUGAAGGUCCCCAGCCGGAUUCCACACUUGAGCAGGGAGUGCCAAUCCCUGUUCGAAUGCAGGGCAGCUUCCCUCCGGAAUUGGCCUCCACGCCUCUCGAGGAUAUCGACACCUUUUACGCAAAUCAGAGGACAUUCGUAGUAGUUAGUAAAGGAAAAGAUAUUUUUCGUUUCUCCGCAACCAAUGCAUUAUAUGUACUCGAUCCGUUCAAUCCUAUACGUCGCGUAGCUAUUUGUAUUUUAGUACAUCCACUGUUUUCAUUUUUUAUAAUAACAACCAUUCUUACCAAUUGUAUAUUGAUGAUCAUGCCUAGCUCGCCGACAGUCGAAUCUACCGAGGUGAUAUUCACCGGCAUCUACACGUUCGAAUCAGGUGUAAAAGUGAUGGCGCGAGGUUUCAUAUUACAACCGUUUACUUAUCUUAGAGAUGCAUGGAAUUGGUUGGACUUCGUAGUAAUAGCAUUAGCAUAUGUAACUAUGGGUAUAGAUUUGGGUAAUCUCGCUGCAUUGAGAACAUUCAGGGUACUACGAGCUCUCAAAACAGUGGCCAUCGUUCCAGGUCUCAAGACCAUCGUCGGCGCUGUCAUAGAGUCCGUUAAGAAUCUCAGAGAUGUGAUAAUUUUAACAAUGUUUUCGUUAUCGGUGUUUGCUUUAAUGGGUCUGCAGAUCUACAUGGGCGUACUGACGCAAAAGUGCAUCAAGGAGUUCCCGAUGGACGGCUCGUGGGGCAACCUGACGGCUAUAAACUGGGAACGGCACAACAAUAACGACUCCAACUGGUUCUUCUCGGAAACUGGAGACACGCCUCUCUGUGGGAACUCGUCGGGUGCUGGGCAAUGCGAGGAAGGAUAUAUUUGUUUACAAGGUUAUGGAGAUAAUCCAAAUUACGGGUAUACAAGUUUUGAUACUUUCGGAUGGGCAUUCUUAUCUGCCUUUCGUCUAAUGACCCAAGAUUAUUGGGAGAAUCUAUAUCAACUGGUGUUACGAUCAGCUGGACCGUGGCACAUGCUCUUCUUCAUUGUGAUUAUCUUCUUGGGUUCGUUCUACCUUGUAAAUUUGAUCUUGGCCAUUGUCGCCAUGUCGUACGACGAACUCCAGAAGAAGGCCGAAGAGGAAGAGGCCGCCGAGGAAGAAGCGCUUCGGGAAGCCGAGGAGGCGGCUGCAGCGAAAGCGGCCAAACUCGAGGCCCAUGCAGCGGCAGCGGCGGCCGCAGCCAACCCGGAGAUCGCCAAGAGCCCAUCGGACUUUUCCUGCCACAGCUACGAGCUGUUCGUAGGCCAGGAGAAGGGCAACGACGACAACAACAAGGAGAAGAUGUCGAUCCGCAGCGAAGGAUUGGAGUCGGUGAGCGAAAUCACAAGAACAACCGCACCAACAGCUACUGCAGCUGGCACUGCAAAAGCCCGUAAAGUGAGCGCGGCUUCACUUUCAUUACCUGGUUCACCAUUUAAUCUUCGUAGAGGAUCUAGAGGAUCACAUCAGUUUACGAUACGUAACGGUAGAGGACGUUUCGUGGGCGUACCUGGUAGCGAUAGAAAACCAUUGGUACUCUCAACAUAUCUCGAUGCACAAGAACAUUUGCCAUACGCCGAUGACUCGAACGCGGUCACACCGAUGUCGGAGGAAAAUGGUGCAAUCAUCGUUCCAGUAUACUAUGCUAAUUUAGGUUCGCGACAUUCAUCCUACACAUCGCAUCAAUCUCGCAUCUCGUACACAUCCCACGGUGAUCUGCUCGGCGGCAUGACGAAGGAGAGCCGCCUGCGGAACCGAUCAGCGCGCAACACCAAUCACUCGAUCGUGCCGCCGGCGAACAUGGGGCCGAACAUGUCCUACGUGGACAGCAACCACAAGGGGCAACGAGACUUUGAUAUGUCACAAGACUGUACAGACGAAGCUGGCAAAAUAAAACACAACGACAAUCCUUUCAUCGAGCCCUCUCAAACACAAACCGUAGUAGAUAUGAAAGACGUGAUGGUGUUAAACGAUAUCAUCGAGCAAGCUGCUGGUCGGCAUAGUAGAGCUAGUGAUCAUGGAGUCUCUGUUUACUACUUCCCCACAGAGGACGACGACGAGGACGGUCCAACGUUCAAGGACAAGGCCGUGGAGUUCACGAUGCGGAUGAUCGAAGUCUUCUGCGUGUGGGACUGUUGCUGGGCUUGGCUCAAGUUCCAGGAGUGGGUCUCGUUCAUCGUGUUCGAUCCGUUCGUCGAACUGUUCAUCACCCUGUGUAUCGUGGUCAAUACGCUGUUCAUGGCGCUGGAUCACCACGAUAUGGACCCGGACAUGGAGAGGGCCCUCAAGAGUGGUAACUAUUUUUUCACGGCGACCUUCGCGAUCGAAGCGACGAUGAAGCUGAUAGCGAUGAGUCCCAAGUACUACUUCCAAGAGGGCUGGAACAUUUUCGAUUUCAUCAUCGUGGCGCUGUCACUGCUGGAACUGGGACUGGAAGGUGUUCAGGGAUUGUCAGUAUUACGUUCAUUCCGUUUGCUUCGAGUGUUCAAGCUAGCGAAAUCGUGGCCAACGUUGAACUUACUCAUUUCCAUCAUGGGUCGAACGAUGGGUGCGUUAGGUAAUCUGACCUUUGUGCUCUGCAUUAUCAUCUUCAUCUUUGCCGUGAUGGGAAUGCAGCUGUUCGGCAAGAACUACAUCGACAAUGUGGAUCGCUUCCCGGACAAGGACCUGCCACGGUGGAACUUCACCGACUUCAUGCACUCGUUUAUGAUUGUGUUCCGGGUACUGUGUGGAGAGUGGAUCGAAUCCAUGUGGGACUGUAUGCUGGUGGGCGACGUGUCCUGUAUUCCGUUCUUUUUGGCCACCGUAGUGAUAGGAAAUUUAGUAGUACUUAACCUUUUCUUAGCUUUGCUUUUGUCAAAUUUCGGUUCAUCCUCACUGUCGGCACCGACGGCCGACAACGAAACGAACAAGAUCGCGGAGGCGUUCAAUCGGAUAUCGCGCUUCUCCAACUGGAUCAAGCUGAACGUCGCCAACGUGCUCAAGUUCGUGAAAAGCAAGUUAACAAGCCAGAUUGCGUCCGUGCAGCCCGCAGGUGAGCAGCACAAUCAUCUCAGUUGGAUAUGGAACGAAGGCAAAGGGGUAUGUCCAUGUAUAUCUGCAGAGCAUGGUGAAAAUGAGCUGGAAUUAACUCCAGAUGACAUACUGGCCGACGGGCUGCUGAAAAAGGGCGUCAAGGAGCACAAUCAGCUGGAGGUGGCCAUCGGCGACGGGAUGGAGUUCACGAUACACGGCGACCUGAAGAACAAGGGCAAGAAGAACAAACAGCUGAUGAACAAUUCCAAGGUGAUAGGCAAUUCUAUUAGUAAUCAUCAAGAUAAUAAAUUAGAGCACGAACUGAAUCAUAGAGGCAUGUCCUUGCAGGACGAUGAUACUGCCAGUAUAAAGUCCUAUGGCAGUCACAAGAAUCGCCCCUACAAGGACGAAAGCCACAAAGGCAGCGCCGAAACGAUGGAGGGCGAGGAAAAACGUGAUGCCAGCAAGGAGGACCUAGGAAUUGAUGAAGAGUUAGACGACGAGUGCGACGGCGAAGAAGGUCCACUGGACGGCGAACUGAUAAUACACGCCGACGAGGACGAAGUGAUCGAGGACGCGCCGGCCGACUGCUGUCCGGACAAUUGCUACAAAAAGUUUCCGGUUCUGGCCGGUGACGACGAUGCGCCAUUCUGGCAGGGCUGGGGCAAUCUGCGGCUCAAGACGUUUCAACUCAUCGAGAACAAAUAUUUUGAGACGGCCGUCAUCACGAUGAUUCUGCUGAGUAGUUUAGCUCUGGCCCUCGAAGAUGUGCAUCUUCCGCAUCGACCAAUCCUACAGGACGUUCUGUACUACAUGGACAGGAUAUUCACGGUGAUAUUUUUUCUAGAGAUGUUAAUCAAGUGGUUAGCCCUAGGUUUUCGAGUGUACUUUACGAACGCCUGGUGUUGGCUGGAUUUCAUAAUUGUCAUGGUGUCCUUAAUCAACUUCGUUGCUUCACUCUGUGGAGCUGGUGGUAUUCAAGCAUUCAAAACCAUGCGAACUCUUAGAGCACUGAGACCGCUACGUGCCAUGUCCCGUAUGCAGGGUAUGAGGGUUGUCGUCAAUGCAUUGGUACAGGCUAUACCGUCCAUCUUCAACGUGUUAUUGGUUUGUUUGAUCUUUUGGUUGAUUUUCGCCAUUAUGGGUGUGCAGCUGUUUGCUGGCAAGUACUUUAAGUGCGUCGACAAGAACAAGACGACGCUGUCGCACGAGAUCAUUCCGGAUGUGAACGCGUGCAUAGCGGAGAACUACACGUGGGAAAACUCGCCGAUGAACUUCGACCACGUGGGGAAAGCGUACCUGUGUCUGUUCCAGGUGGCAACGUUCAAGGGCUGGAUCCAGAUCAUGAACGAUGCGAUCGACUCGCGGGAGGUGGGCAAACAGCCGAUUCGUGAGACCAACAUCUACAUGUACCUAUACUUUGUGUUCUUCAUCAUCUUCGGAUCGUUCUUCACCCUCAAUCUGUUCAUCGGUGUCAUCAUCGAUAACUUCAACGAGCAGAAGAAGAAAGCCGGUGGAUCGCUGGAGAUGUUCAUGACGGAGGAUCAGAAAAAGUACUACAACGCGAUGAAAAAGAUGGGCUCCAAGAAGCCGCUGAAAGCUAUUCCACGUCCUAGGUGGAGACCACAAGCAAUAGUAUUCGAAAUAGUUACCAAUAAGAAGUUCGACAUGAUCAUUAUGUUGUUCAUCGGGUUCAACAUGGUGACGAUGACGCUCGAUCACUACAAACAGGCGGACACGUUCAGUGCGGUGCUCGACUAUCUGAAUAUGAUCUUUAUCUGCAUCUUCAGUAGCGAGUGUCUGAUGAAGAUAUUCGCGCUGCGGUACCACUACUUCAUCGAACCGUGGAAUCUGUUCGAUUUCGUCGUCGUCAUCCUGUCCAUUUUAGGUCUCGUUCUUAGCGAUCUCAUUGAGAAGUACUUCGUCUCGCCCACACUGCUUCGAGUCGUCCGUGUGGCCAAGGUCGGUCGAGUCCUGCGUUUGGUCAAAGGUGCCAAGGGUAUCCGAACACUGCUGUUCGCCCUGGCCAUGUCCCUGCCGGCGCUGUUCAACAUCUGUCUGCUGCUGUUUUUAGUCAUGUUCAUCUUUGCCAUCUUCGGCAUGUCGUUCUUCAUGCACGUCAAGGACAAGAGCGGGCUGGACGAUGUCUACAACUUCAAGACGUUCGGCCAGAGUAUGAUCCUGCUGUUUCAGAUGUCUACGUCGGCCGGUUGGGAUAGCGUGUUGGACGGUAUCAUCAACGAGGACGACUGCCUACCGCCGGACAACGACAAGGGCUAUCCAGGAAACUGUGGCUCGGCGACGAUCGGCAUCACGUAUCUGCUAGCAUAUCUUGUUAUUAGUUUUUUGAUCGUUAUCAACAUGUACAUUGCUGUCAUUCUCGAAAAUUACUCGCAAGCCACGGAGGACGUGCAGGAGGGUCUAACGGAUGACGACUACGACAUGUACUACGAGAUCUGGCAGCAGUUCGAUCCGGACGGUACCCAGUACAUCCGGCACGAUCAGUUAUCGGACUUUUUGGACGUGCUGGAACCGCCGCUGCAGAUCCACAAGCCGAACAAGUACAAGAUCAUCUCGAUGGACAUACCGAUCUGUCGGGGCGAUAUGAUGUUCUGCGUAGACAUUCUGGAUGCGCUGACGAAGGAUUUCUUCGCCCGGAAAGGUAAUCCGAUCGAAGAAACAGCCGAACUGGGCGAAGUCCAGCAAAGGCCGGAUGAGGUGGGAUAUGAACCGGUAUCUUCGACGCUGUGGCGCCAGCGCGAAGAGUACUGUGCCCGGCUGAUACAGCACGCGUGGCGGAGGCACAAAGAGCGCAAAUUAGAAGGAGGUGGCGGCGGUGACGACACCGACGCCGAUGCCUGUGAUAAUGAUGACGGUGGUGGUGAUGAUGAUGGUAGUGCCGGUGGUGGAGCAACUAGUCCAGGAAUAGGUAGUGGUAGUAUCGUCGGUAGCGGCGGCGGUGGUGGAGGAGGAACAACGCCCGGCUCUGGCGGUGGAGGCGGAAGCGGUUCUCAGGCUAACUUAGGUAUAGUAGUGGAGCACAAUCUAUCACCCAAGGAAUCGCCAGAUGGCAAUAAUGAUCCUCAAGGCCGUCAAACGGCCGUCCUAGUAGAAAGUGAUGGAUUUGUAACUAAAAACGGUCACCGUGUCGUGAUACACUCACGAUCGCCGAGUAUAACUUCACGAUCGGCGGAUGUCUGAGCCAGGCCUCGCCCCCCUCUCUCUGAUUCAGAUUCAGAAGCACGACAGAAAUAAUAUUUAAGGGAAACAUAAGAGUACUCUAAAAAACAAAACCGACAAAACAUUUAAAAAACUAUUCAAUAAUGAAAGGGAAAGCCAACUGCCAUAUAAUAAAUUUAAUUAUUUAAAAAAUAACAAAACUUUAAUCGCAUAGGGACAAAAUCCAGUGAACAAAACAACACACGAACACUCUCAUUUGUAGACGAAAUCAGCAAAACGAGGAUCAAGUUCUGAACAUCAACAACAACAACAACAACAACAGCAAUCUCAUUGAAAAGCGCGAAAAGAAGAACAACAACAAACUCAACUGGAAGAACGAGAAUCACCGGAUCGAACAACAUCGAGUGAAUCCGGAGGGAAGAAGAAGAACACGAAGAAACGCGAUUUAUUCUCCACUUCAGUUGCCGGGAUCGUUAACCUUUCCGUUUUCCCUCUAUCUCUAUCACUCUAUCCCAAACUUAAAUCCACUUUAAGCACACACACACACACGAACAAACAAACCCCAAUGUGCUCGUUUCAGUCUCGUAUGGCCUCUCACCAACACUACUACCCACAUCUGUUGAGUCAAAUUUUAAGUUACCCGAACCGACGACGUGAACUAAAAAAAAAACUAUACGAAUUACACACACACACAAACACAAAAACACACACAAAUGGUGCUGGGACCUUACGAUCGGAGAAAACAAAAAAUAUAAACAUUAAUUAAGCAGUGUGAAACGGACAAUAUUACAAAUAAAAUGAAAACAAAUGGUAGUGAAAGUGAACGAACAAUAAACAAAGGACAAACAGAACAAAACCCAAAAGCAAAGCUGAGUGACAAACACGAAACUAGUGAACAAAGCAAACAAGUGAAAAGUGAUGAACUGUGUAGUGAAGGCAGAACAAAUGAAAAUAAAAACAUGUGUGUGAUAAAAAAUAGCGAAUAUUAAAACGAAACAAAAAACCAGAAGCAAACAUGGAAAAUCCAAUAUCAAUAGACUCUCUUUUCUACGAGUGUGAACAAUGUAAGCAAACGUGUAAAACGAAGAAGAAAACAUCAGAUUUCAACAAACCCGACGACGAGGAACAAUAUAUUGUACAUUUCAACCUUUCGGCCAUUCAGGUAUUCCCUUCGGUUACGAGACGCGUUAUACUUUCCAAACUUGGUUUUAUGGUUUCCUGACCAACAACAACAACAACAACAACAAAAACAACUAGUACUACUACUGCAACUAUAUAGCAAUCACCACCACCACCACCAAGAAUAAUAACAACAACAACAACGGAGAACGGAGGCUAGCAGGAGAAACCAUUACAGGAGUAAAGAAACCAAAGAACAUUUAACAUUCAUCAAAUUUCAUCUGUCCAACGAACGUGUUUUUUCGAACACGACCAAAAGAAGAAGGAAUGAAAAGCGGAGUAAAAAUAUGCGUUCAAAAAAUUCUCGAAUAAAAAAACAAUCAAAGACAGAGAAAAAAACGGUUGAGUUGUAACAAAAGCGAAUAGAGAGAACGAGCUGGGAAGCGAAACGUACACAUACAAACACACAUGUGAAUAAAGUGAGAUUACUAAAGAAGUAAAUAUAUUAUAUUGGCUAAAGCAAGAACAUACCGAGUCAUCAUGUGCAUUUUUAUUUUUUAUUUUUCUAUAAAGCAAAUAAAAAUGUAAAAAAAAAAAUCACAAAAAAAAUCAAACUUUCAAAAAACGGCAUCGCUGCGAUAAUGUUAAGGCUUUUUAUAUAACUAAUAAGAGAAAAAUAAAAAUCGCACAGGUUUUGUUCUACUAUUGUAAAAAAAAACAACAACAACAAAAGAGGAUUUAUAAAAACAAAAAAGCGAAAACAACAAAAAGCUAAAAGAAAAAUCAUUAUUAAUAUGUUUCUGCGUGCAAUAAAAAAGAGAAAGUAUUGUAAUUAUUAUAUAAUACAUUACUAAUUUGUAAAUCAAACGCGAGGGGUUGGGGCGAGCCUUUAAUUAAUAAUAAAAAAAAAACAACACUAGUCAAGCUUUUCAAAUAUUAUCAUUAAUGAAUAACAUAAUAAAUUAAAUUAAAAAUAGCAAACUAAUUGUAAGUAAGUUAAGUAACAAAUUUUUUGAACAUUAUCCCACGAAAUGAUGUUCGGUAAAUCAAAACAAAGAAAAAGAAACAAAAACAAGUAAGCAAAUAAACGCGAUCUAUUUUUUUUUUAAGCAAACACAGUAACACUGAAGCAAAACACAUAACUCUCUCACGUACACACAAAGACACACACACACAUACACUAGAAAGAUAAUCAUUUUUCUUUCCUAUCGUUACGAACAUUUCCAUCAAAUUUAAAGAGAAACUUUUCCGUGCGCGUUUUUAACCCCGGGAGUCGAACGAUUGCAACAUAGACACAUACACACACACACACACACAUUCAAAUUAGCGUCAUAUGCAACUAUUCGGCUGUGUUCGUGCCAUCGCGCCAUCGUCGUCGUUUUACCUCUUCGCUUCGGGCAUUGCCGCCAUCAAUGUUGUUGUUCCUUUUUCGCCUGCGCGCGCGUUCACUCACUCUCACACAGACACACACACACACACUCAUGCACACAUCAUCCACCACCAUCAGAGCGCGAGCAUGCCCGAAUAGUUGCCUCCGAUCAGAAACGGAAACGAUGCGCUCGCACGACUCCCCAUCCGAAUGCUUCUUUGUUAGUAAUGACAGCCAGAAAAAAAAUAAAACAAAAGCAAACCAAAAAAGAAAAGAGAAAAAUGCGAAACAAAAGCAACCAAAAAAGAAGACAACCUUACAUUUUUAGCUAUAUACAUAAAUUGUAAAAAACAAAACAAACAAAAAAAACAGAAAAGAAAAGAAGCUAAACAAUAAUUUAAAUUUAAAGCUAAUGGGCGUUUGUCAGUGGAGACACAAACGACCAACCAGAAGAGAAGCGCACGUAAUUACACGAUUCAAAGUAGCAAGAAGAAGAAGAGAGGAACGGGAGAGUAGCAUGAGAGUAUUUUUUUUACAAACAAAAAAGUUUAUCUAAUGAAGCCGGAGCAAAUGGCGGAAUAAUGACAAAAAACAAAACUAUUUUUAAUUGGUAUAUUUUUUAUCGAUUAUUGAGCAAACACACAGACACACAUACAUAUUUAGUGAGAAAACAAAAAACGGUCGUGUGACACACAGACACACACAACACACACACAUACUGUCAGACAGCAACUAGAAGAGGAAAUAAAUUCACAAAAAAUAUGAUGUAGAAAAAGAAGACGAAGAAAGCAAACGCAAAACCGCAAAUUGUAAAUUACUUUUCACCACUUAGUUAUAGCAUUCGAAAUGAAAGAGAGAGAGACAACAAACAAGCGAUGAACAAAAUGAGAUGAGAGUAGCAUUUGAGAAUACAUUGAAAUAGUAGGAAAACAAUGAGAGAGCGAGAGAAUGGCAAAUCGCACCUAAGGUUACAUUUUUGUCAUCCAAAAAAGAAAAAAAUAGUAGCCGAGCAAGUUCAGUUCAAUCUUGUAAAAUGUGCUUAAGCAGAAGAACCAUUGUAGAGGAGCACACGCGAACGUGACAUGGAAACUGGAAUAAUAACGGAAACAGAAACAGAACCAUACCAAAGAUUUAACUAUAAAGAGCGACUAGUUAGAUAACAAACAUAAAAAUACCAAGCCGGAUAGACCGAGAACGAAUAGAACGUGAGAUAGUGGAAACAAAAGAAAAGAGCGAUAGAAGGAAGCAUACAGACACACACACACCAACAGACAUACAUUUACACAUUUUUAUGCAUCGUCGAUAAGAAAUUGUUUCUUGCCGCACUCUCUUGAAAGCGAACGGAUCGAUCGGAAGGGAACAUAAAAAAAAAGAGAGACAAAUACCAACGCAAAGGUAGAGAACAAAACGGAAAUUUUGAGAACCUCGCUUGAAGCCAACGAAGCAAUCCCCACGCCAACAAUCUUCUCGUCGUUGUUGUCGUCGUCGUCGACGUCGUCGUCGUCGACGUCGUCGUCGCCACCAUGCCGCAUUAGGAACACACACACUCACACUCACACAAACUGAACCGCCGCGCAGCAGACGCCACUCAUUCGUCCGUCUUUUUUGCACAUACUUACACAUACAUACAUACGAGAAAGAAAAAAAAAAUAUUAUAACGCUAGUACUCACACCGACGCAUGCUUAUUAAUUAACGUAAAUGAGUGACGAGAUCCCCGCGCGGGCACUCACGCUCCCAAAAGAAGCAAACACACAAGUAAUGCGCGAAUAUACAUUUAUACUUAAAGAGGAAGAGUGUAAAAAUCUUAACCAAAACAAAUGUAAUGACAAACAAAUGCUUAUAAAGUAAAAACAAAAAAUAUUAAAGUUAAAGUAAACAAACAAACAAAAAAAAAAUGACGGGAGCGCCGAUCCCCUUUGUCCACAAAGAAACAACAAUUUCAGUGCCUUUUUUCAAGAGUGUAUGAAGGAAAACAAACAGUUUAAGAAAAAUUUAAGCAAAAAAAAAGAUUACAUAGGAUGCAGUAAAUUUAAUUUGCGAGUGUAUAAUUGUAACAAGUUAAAAGGGUAACGCGUUACGCAAAUCGAAACAGAUGUGUCGCGCGCAUAACACAAAACGAGCCACCCAAGAGAUCCCCGAAAACGAGCAAAAGUAGCCGUGAGUUCCGCGACGCGCCCACACACACACACACAAACACCCCCUCCACUCACGCGCUAGCUAGUUUCUCUUAGUUUUAGCUUUAGCUUAGUAGUGAGCCAAAAUCCAAAAACUUAUCGUCUCUAGAUGUUUUUCGCUCGACAAAAAAGAAAUUCCCUUAUUGUUGUUUGCUUCGCCAACGCCAACAACGUUUACCAUUUGCUUAUUACGGAGCACGGAACGCUAGAGGAAAAGCAAAAUCAAACCAAAACGAACCAUUAGAGCGGGCUAGAGAGCUAACUAACAAAUUAAUCGCAAUCAAUGAGAAGAUAUUUAAUAUAAUGCUUUAUAAUGAAACACAAAACAAAAACAGGAGAGUUAUAAUAAGCGGAACAAUGUUAGCAACACAGCGUUGAAACGUUGAACAAGCUAUUUAAAUCAAUCGAAAGGCUUCAAGCGGGGUUCGGAUGCGUUUUGCAGGAAGGAAGGAAAGAAGGAAGGAAGGAACGAAGGAAGGAAGGAAGUGCAACGCCGAGUGAUGCGAGUGUUCGCGGUGAGUGCCACCACAGUUUGGGCGAUUGGCGCUGGUUCGAGGAUUCCAUCAACGCGCGUUCCAACGUUCGCGAGAGUGAGAGCAGCGAACAAAUUCUCUCUCGUGAGAGAAGUGUUUGGCUCACUUGAGCUACUUUUUCCAUUCGGAAUAUUGGAAAGGAGCUAGAUUACAUUUUGUGCUUGUUUUGACUGGCUCAGGGCGAAAAGUUUUUGACUGUUUGAGAAAACACCGCACCGAGGCGCUUAACACAUAAGUGACACAGGAAGAAGAAGCGUUAGUUUGUUGACGAAAAUGAACUAUGAGCAUUUCGUAUGGCAAGUUUUGCUGUAAGAAAUGAUCCUUUUGUUUAUUCGCGAAUUUCACAAAAAAUACUCUUGCGUAAGAAAUCAAUUUGGAAAGGCAUUUGUGACCAGUACACACUUUCCGGUCGUAUGAAACAGGUGCAAAUCGGUCCAAAUUCGUCCGUUUCUUUUUUCUUCUAGGCAUUUGUUAUGGCAAAAUAGUGAACUCUAGAGUAACAUGUC